Cuculus canorus (common cuckoo) is the source of this 2715-nucleotide messenger RNA. RefSeq names its product methylcrotonyl-CoA carboxylase subunit 2 (gene MCCC2). Gene Ontology annotation, cellular component: mitochondrion; methylcrotonoyl-CoA carboxylase complex. Gene Ontology annotation, biological process: L-leucine catabolic process. The coding region runs from base 185 to 1882 and encodes 565 amino acids. Gene Ontology annotation, molecular function: methylcrotonoyl-CoA carboxylase activity. The record is from RefSeq and is a predicted model, not a curated record. The transcript has 17 exons. NCBI's taxonomy places the organism in Eukaryota, Metazoa, Chordata, Aves, Cuculiformes, Cuculidae.
CCCCGUGCUGCCUAUUGGCUGCGGACGGGGAGGGGCGGCCGCUCCGGCCCCGCUCGGCUCCCUCCGGCUGGGCUCGGCUCCUUUCGGCUGGGCGCUCGGCUCCCUUCGGCUGCGCUCGGCUCCCUUCGGCUGUGCUUGGCUCCCUUCGGCUCCGGUCAUCUGGGCUCGGCUGCGCUCGGCCACCAUGCUCCUGGGCCUGCGGCGCCUGCUGUGGGGCUGGCGGCUGCCCUGCCGCGCCUUGCCGCCCGCCCGUGCGUACCGCGGCGAUGCCGUGGCAGCCGUGGGCUCGGCCCCCGACGCGGGCUCCGCGCUCUACCAGGAAAACUAUGAACGAAUGAAAGCACUGGUAACAGAACUCAAAGAGCAAGCAGAAAAAAUCAGGUUAGGAGGUGGAGAAAGAGCUCGUAAGCUUCACACGUCAAGAGGAAAGCUGUUACCCAGAGAGAGAAUUGACAGGCUUAUUGAUCCCGGGUCUCCAUUCUUGGAAUUCUCUCAGUUCGCAGGUUACCAGUUGUAUGGUAAUGAAGAGGUACCAGCAGGAGGCAUUAUCACAGGCAUUGGACGAGUAUCUGGGGUGGAGUGCUUAAUUGUUGCUAAUGAUGCAACUGUCAAAGGUGGUACCUAUUAUCCCAUCACUGUUAAGAAACAUUUACGUGCUCAAGAAAUUGCAAUGCAAAACCAUCUCCCUUGCCUGUAUUUGGUUGAUUCAGGAGGAGCAAAUUUACCUCGGCAAGCAGAAGUAUUUCCAGAUCGAGAUCAUUUUGGACGUAUUUUCUAUAAUCAAGCAGUCAUGUCCUCACAAGGAAUUCCACAGAUAGCAGUGGUAAUGGGGUCCUGUACAGCAGGAGGAGCAUACGUACCUGCGAUGGCUGAUGAAAGUAUCAUUGUUGGCAAACAGGGAACAAUAUUCUUGGGAGGGCCACCACUGGUUAAAGCAGCAACUGGUGAAGAGGUAUCAGCAGAGGAUCUUGGAGGGGCAGAUCUUCACUGCAGAAAGUCUGGUGUGACUGAUCAUUAUGCUUUGGAUGACAAUCAUGCACUUCAUCUUGCAAGGAAAGCUGUAAGAAGUUUAAAUAUCCAGAAGAAAGUAGAUGUGGCUAUAGAACCAUCAGAAGAGCCUUUAUUUCCUGCUGAUGAAAUAUAUGGAAUAGUUGGCGACCAGCUCAAAAGAAACUUUGAUGUCAAAGAGGUCAUUGCUAGAAUUGUAGACGGAAGUAAAUUUGAUGAAUUCAAAGCCUUGUAUGGGGAUACUUUAAUUACAGGGUUUGCAAGGAUAUUUGGGUAUCCAGUAGGAAUUAUUGGAAACAAUGGUGUUCUUUUCUCAGAGUCAGCAAAGAAGGGUACACAUUUUAUCCAGUUGUGUUGCCAAAGAAAUACUCCCCUUGUGUUUCUGCAGAAUAUUACAGGUUUCAUGGUUGGUAGAGAAUAUGAAGCUGGAGGGAUAGCAAAAGAUGGUGCCAAGAUGGUAACUGCUGUAGCUUGUGCCAAUGUGCCUAAAAUAACAGUAAUUAUUGGUGGCUCUUAUGGAGCUGGAAACUAUGGGAUGUGUGGAAGAGCGUAUAGUCCAAGAUUUCUUUAUAUGUGGCCAAAUGCUCGCAUAUCGGUGAUGGGAGGGGAACAAGCUGCAACUGUUCUAGCAACAAUAGCUAAGGACCAAAAAGCAAGGGAGGGCAAACAGUUAUCUGAGGCAGAUGAAGCAGCUUUGAAGGAGCCAAUCAUCAGAAGGUUUGAGGAGGAAGGAAACCCUUAUUAUUCCAGUGCAAGGUUAUGGGAUGAUGGAAUUAUUGAUCCAGCUGACACAAGACUGGUUUUGGGCCUCAGUCUCAGCGCUGCAUUAAAUGCACCUACAAAGAAGACAGAAUUUGGGGUUUUCAGGAUGUAAAUUUAAGUGUACGCUCCUCAGAAUUACUUCUGUAUAUUUGUUGUAGUUGAAGGUAAAUUAGAGCCCAUUUUCUGACUGAGUUGCUGUAUGUAACUUCAUUUCUCUGAGAACUUACUGCAUGGUUUUGAGACAGCGUUCUUCUCUAAAGUGAUAGAUAACACAGGGUAUUGGUAUCCAGUCAGGCCAACGUUUAUACUUGACCGAGACUAUCUUCAAGCUGGUGGAAAAGGAGCCACACCUGCAAGGAGGGGCAAACAGGGAAGCUGACCCUAAACUGAUCAACUGAGUGUUCCGUCCCAUAUAUGUCAUACUCAGUGUAAACUGAGAGAUCACAAGGGUCUUGCCCUCUUCUGCCAUGGCUGACAUCCAGUGAGGACCUCGUCUGUCUGGUUGCUUCUGGUCCCAUAUUGUGUGUUCCUGAAUUCAGUUCCUUAGUCCAGCUCCUGCCUGGCUGUGGACUCAUUCCCUUGUGUUUGUUCUGCAGCAUUUGUGAUGAUGUAGAGUCAUCCAGGGGUGGGGAUGUGAUCUCAUAUAUUUGUUUAUAUUUUAUUACUUUAUAAUUAUUUUUAUUGUUAUCAUUAUGAUUUCACUAAAGCUGUAGUUCUAGUUUCCAACUUUUUCCUUCUUUUUCCUCUCAUUUCCUUCUUUCCUUUCCCUGAAGGGUGCUGGGGGGAAAGGGAUUUUGGAGACUCAACUGCACGGAUUUAGCUGCUGAGUUUGGCUGGGUGGGGCUAAACUGUGACAAUAUUUAAAUUGGAGCUGGAGAGCAAACUAACUGUAAUGUUGAGGUGAUUAAAAAAUAAAGAUUUAUACAAUGCUGUUUUUAAUGGAAA